GGUGGUGGCGGGGACAAACAGGUCUGCAUGUGAGCCAGCGCCAGUGGGACUGCUUCUAAUGUUAAGUGGAUCCGGCACACAAACGUCUGACUGCCAGGACGCCCGGAUCGGGGUUCGAAGAGUGCGAGGUGCGGCGAGUAAAGCGAGAGACAAGUAAGAAUCACUGCGAACAUCCACACCAAGCCCAGUCCAGGCAUUAGUCACGCGACCACGUCUGUUGUUACGGGAAACGUUAAGACACCUUUGUUGUCUCCGGGCUGCUAACCUCGGAGAUGCCAGGGUAAACCUUCUUCUCCCAAGGAGUUGUGGCGAAGGUUAGAGGUCAAGAACAGACUAGUCGGCUACUCGUCCUGGGGUCCUACCAUUGGCGGAGAGUGCUCACGUGAAGCAGGCGCCGUCUUCUCGCGAGACCACCCGCAGCAUGUGGCUAUGGCGUGAGCACAUCCGGGCCUCUCCCAUCAGCGUCCCCGGCCCCAAGAUGGCUCCCUUUUGGCGUCUCUGGCGCUGUUGAAUGGAGAAAGCUUUAUUGUUCCCUUCGGGCAGGAGUGUUCGUGUCCUCUAUGGCGCUGUCAAUAAAGAACGGCAGUUUGAAUCGGUCCUGAACAGGGCUGAUCCUCACUAGGUGGCAUCUGGAGGGAGAGAGGAAGGAGCCACACCAUGGAACUCCCCAACUACAGCCAGCAGCUGCUGCUGCAGCUCUACGCCCUGUGCAAGGAACAGCGGUUCUGUGAUUGCACUAUUUCCAUCGGCAACAUCUACUUCAGGGCCCAUAAGCUCGUCCUGGCCGCGGCUAGCCUCCUGUUUAAAACCUUGCUGGACAGCACAGAUGCCAUCUCCAUUGAUGCAUCUGUGGUGAGCCCUGAGGAGUUUGCCCUCUUGCUAGAAAUGACAUACACCGGCAAGCUCCCCGUGGGCAAGCACAACUUCUCUAAGAUCAUCUCCUUAGCAGAUAGCCUGCAGAUGUUUGAUGUGGCUGUUGGUUGUAAAAAUCUUCUGACCAACCUUGUAAACUGCUCUGUCCAGGGGCAGGUGGUAAGGGACAUCUCGGUGCUGUCCUCAGAGGCAGGUGGCAAGGACUCAGAGAAGCCUUCAGUAGAAGUCAUUUCUUCUGAAGGUCCUGGGGAGCCUUCUUCUUCCCUGGAAGUUUCUACCACACCAGCAGGCCCUGAGAAAGCCAAGACCCAGGACAUAAUUCACAUGGCUACCCAAGAGGUAAAUUCAGGUCCUCCCAUUGUCCAUGUGGCUGCAGAGAUCACAGGGGUGAUGCCUCAUACAGCUGAAGUAUGUUCCUCUUCCCCUGUUGGACAGAUCUCAAGUGAGGCAAAGAAAGCCAUCCCAGAAACAGAGUGUGACAGGAAGCAGGACCAGAUGAAUUUCCUGCUAGAACAUGAAGGUGUCUUCUCAAAUGCAGUCUUGCUCGCCCAGAACACAUUGAGAAGACUGGAGGAAUGCUCAGAGAUUAAAGGCCCUCAGAAGGAGACCAUAAUGGGAUGUCUUAAGGAUGAAAGAGAAGGCUCAGCAUUCCAGAGACUCCUGGACAAAGUGCGUGAUGGGCGCCUGGAUGUGCAGGUGGUCUUGUCUCUGAUGAGACUGUGCCAGGAGUCCAUGCCUGCUGAGAAGGUGUCUCAGCCUCAGCCACAAGGGAGCGCAGGGGAGGGAAAGACCUUGUCUGUUCUGUUACUGGAACACAAAGAGGACCUGAUCCAGUGUGUAACAGAGCUCAGACCUAUUGUGGAGUUCCUGGAAACAGCCAAGGAGGAAUUCCUGCCUGUCUCCGAAAAAAGGGUGAUUCUGAACUGCUGUGAGGGCAGAACACCCAAGGAGACGAUAGAGAGUUUGUUACACAGAAUGGCUGAAGAGAAGACCCUGCCUGCCGAGAGCCUGCUAAAACUCCUCCAGGCUGUGAGAACAGCAUUCCCAAACCUGAGCCUCCUGCUGGAGAAUUUGCAGAAAGUAGCAGAGUCACCUGGCACCACAGGGCUGCCCAGGGUCACCUGUGAAACUGAACAGACAGAGGGAUCCAGGAGGCUGUGCAUUCCAACAGACUCUGUGGAUGGAUCCCACCCUAACCCUGAGGACUACGGCGCUGAGCUGCUGAGAAAGUACCAGGAAAACCUAUCUGAGGUGCUCACAGACAACCAGGUGCUGCGAGAGGCAAUCUCACGUGUGAAGAACGUAGCCCCUGGAGACAGAGAGGUUAUGGAGGCACUCGUGAGACAGGCCUCUGGCUCAGGUGGCUUCAACUCCAUGAUGUCAGCAGCUCUGGAAAGGCAGACUCUCUCUGCAACAGCCAUCUGGCAGCUGCUGCUAGUAGCUCAAGAGACCCAGCCCUGCCCACUGAACCUGCUUUUGGAGGAAAUAGGAAAAGAGCCUGGUGCCGGGGCUUUCUUCCGGGCAGUGACUGCCCCAGAGAGCACUGUAUUGGAAGCAAUCCUGAGGCAUAGCAAGCUGGUCACAGAGGCCAUCCAGCAGAUGACAGAGCUCAAACACUUCUCUUCAGAGGAUGAGCGCCUGGCUGAGAUUGUCAAAGAGAUGCUGAACAUAAUCUCCGAGACAGUGAGCCCUGAAGCGGCCCUGAGAACAUUGCUGAGCAGGGGGUCAGAGAAAUCUGUCUCGGUCUCUGCAAUCUGUCGCCUCCUGUGUGGUGUCCACAAGUCUUUCCCUAGCCUGCAACCCCUCAUACAGGAGUUGAUACAUGUUGGGUUUCUUACCAAGGAAAAUGGAGAGGAGAGGUUGACGGUGAGUGAUAGGUUUCACCCUGGAGCCAAGGACAAAGAGGAGAAAGCGGCCAAUGCAGCCAGAGAAGACUGCCAGCCUGUGGAACAAAAGGAUCAGGGGGAGCCUGGGUCCGUGCCAGAGCAACAAGAGAAAGACACUUCUGCCUCCACGGACUCUGCCAAGAAGAGCUUCAUCUGCAAAGCCUGUGACAAGAGCUUCCAUUUCUACUGUCGUCUGAAGGUACACAUGAAGCGCUGCCGGGUGGCCAAGAGCAAACAGGUGCAGGGUAAGGAUGGCGGAGAGACCAAGGACUCGGAGAAGGAGCUGGAGAAGCACCAGCCGGAGACCCACAGCACAGGCGGAGAGCCUGAUGCCCCCAAGAAGAAGAAGAAGCGGCUGCCUGUGGCUUGUGACCUCUGCGGAAGAGAGUUUGCCCAUGCCUCAGGCAUGCAGUACCACAAGCUGACCGAGCACUUCGACGAGAAGCCUUUCUCCUGUGAAGAAUGUGGGGCAAAGUUUGCAGCCAACUCCACCCUAAAGAACCACUUGCGCCUUCACACGGGGGACCGCCCAUUCAUGUGCAAGCAUUGCCUCAUGACCUUCACGCAGGCCUCUGCCCUGGCUUACCACACCAAGAAGAAGCACUCGGAAGGGAAAAUGUACGCAUGCCAGUACUGUGAUGCUGUGUUCGCCCAGUCCAUCGAGCUGUCCCGGCAUGUGAGGACCCACACUGGAGACAAGCCGUACGUCUGCAGGGACUGUGGAAAGGGCUUCCGGCAAGCCAAUGGCCUCUCCAUCCACCUGCACACCUUCCACAACAUAGAAGAUCCUUAUGACUGCAAGAAAUGCAAGAUGAGCUUCCCCACACUGCAGGACCACCGGAAGCAUAUCCACAAGGUGCACUCCAAGGAAUACCAUCCCUGUCCCACAUGUGGGAAGAUCUUCAGCGCCCCUUCCAUGCUGGAGCGGCACAUGGUGACCCAUGUUGGAGGGAAGCCCUUUAGCUGUGGGAUCUGCAACAAAGCUUAUCAGCAAUUGUCAGGUCUGUGGUACCACAAUCGGAUCCACCACCCAGAUGUGUUUGCUGCCCAGAACCAUCGGUCACCCAAGUUCUCAUCACUGCAGUGCAGUUCCUGUGACAAGACCUUUUCCAACACCAUCGAACACAAGAAGCACAUCAAAACAGCGCAUGCAGAUCUAAAGUUCCACGAGUGUGACCAGUGUAAGGAGCUCUUCCCCACACCAGCUCUGCUGCAGGUUCACAUCAAAUGCCAGCAUUCAGGGUCGCAGCCAUUCCGGUGCUUGUACUGUGCGGCCACCUUCCGCUUUCCUGGAGCCCUGCAGCACCACGUCACCACAGAGCACUUCAAGCAGUCGGAGAGCACCUUCCCCUGUGAGCUCUGUGGUGAGCUCUUCACCUCCCAGGCCCAGCUUGAUGGCCACUUGGAGUCUGAGCACCCAAAGGUAACAGGCGCUGAGACCCAGGCAGCUGCCCCUCAGAUGGUGCAGGUGAUCCAAGCUCCAGAGCCAGCAGCCCCAGCCGAGCAGGUGAUCACGUUAGAGGAGACUCAGCUUGCUGGCUCACAGGUGUUUGUGACCUUGCCAGAGUCACAGACCUCUCAGAACAGCUCUGAGCUUGUGGCAGUGACGGUGGAGGAUUUGCUGGAUGGUACUGUCACCCUGAUCUGUGGUGAGGCCAAGUGAAUGGCCGCUCUUCUAGUAGAGGGGACUGUACCAUACCCAAGAGGAAGCUCACAGCAGCCAGCCUCUGCUCUGGUGAGCCACUCAGCUCAGCUCCACCCUGGUGCUCUCUCUCAUUUGGAAAUCAUUGUCAUUUUCUUAGGAUCCAGUGUCUGAGCUGUCCGCUCUGACGCCAACACUGCCACCUGUGUGGCAGACAGUCUCAGUCCUCCAGGCUGCAGCUCAGGCCUAGAUUUCACCGACUCCCAAGGGAAGUCUGGCUUCUGAAAUCAGAGUCUGAAGGAGUAGUGGAUGGGAGCUGGUGGCCAAGGUGGCUGAGGGGACACAGCAUGCUGGGUACCCUCAGGAGCAGGGGAGUUACCUGAGCCCACAGACGGCCUGCAGACACCGCCAGUGCCUCUGCCAUAAAGCACCAACACAGUCUCCUGGUACCCCAGUUUGGCAGCCUGCCCUUCCCCAUCCUCCCCUCUGCUCAGGUGCCCCUCAGUUCAGCUCUACAGCAGGUGGCAAUGUUAACAGUACAGGAAGCCCUCCUGCUCUGCCCUUCCCAAAACAAAGCUUUGGAGCAUUGCUGCUGGGAGGCAGCGUCGUGUGAGGCUGUCCAGCUGCGUCUGUCUUCCUGGAUAUUCUUCACUGCAUUCCUUAAGGAGAGCUUCCCUGUGAUCCUCAGGCCUUCCACACCUUCCAGUAAUCGAGGCUGAAACAACAUCUCAGCCUGGAGACCUCUUGCCAGCUUGCUCCGGAGCAUGUGAUAGCCUAAUGAACAGCUCCUGGGGGCAGGCCUGUGCCUGAAUGUGAUGGAUGAGAAGCAUCCCAGGUGGCCUCUGCUUCUCCUGUCGCUGGCCCACCUGCCUGGUGCAGGGCCUGCUCUCUGGGCUCCCCUGGCUGCAGGCUUACUGCAGAUCGGUGCUCCAUACAAGUCUGAGUGUCACCGAGGCUUUUAUCUUUAGUUCCUGAAAUACAGUCUGGUAAUUGAUGGCUUGUAGAAUUCGGUUGGAAGUGCAAUUAGAUGGAUGUGGGUUCCUGCUGCUCAGAGAGAAGGGCUCGCAUUUAUCUUCCUUUCCUAGAAGCCCAAAGAUACAAGAGGGCUAGCACAGUUUUUGCCCAUCAGGCAGGGCUCCCUGCCACCUAGUGUGACUUGACUUCCUACAGAGGAGAAAAUGUCCUGAUUUGGUCACUUACCUUUAAGCCACCUGCUGUCAGAGAUAAGCCCGCCCCUUCUUGCCAAGUGCAGCUCACAUGACUAUGUGCAGAGAUGAGGGUCAAGUCUGGUCAUGGUGAGGUGGUUUACCACCAUCCCUGCAGCUGGCCCGCUGGAGGACAGGAGGUAGCAGUUUAACCACACAGCAGUGUUCAAGGGCUGCUCUGUGGCCUCAGCUGGGCACAGGCAGCCCAGGUGAGUGUCCAUGCUGGAUUCUAGCUCUGGCCAGCCUAUCCCAGUCAAGCCCACCUUCUUCAUUGUAUAUACAGGCUGCUUGAAUUUAUCAGCUAGGGAAUGUUUCUCUUUCUAAAAGUAAAUGUUUUUCAAAGCCAGUCAGCCUCAGAAAGCAAACACUGACCAGAAGAUGGUGCUCAAACAUCAAGGCUUCUCCUCCCUGGAAGCUCAGCACUCUCACACUGCGGCCUGCUGGCUUUCAGACCUGUGACUGCCAACCAGAGGAGCCCUUGAUCUGUAAGUGAUGUGUUGUCCCUUGGUCCCUCCACAUCAAGUAACCCACUGAAAAGCCGUGGAAUGGCACAUGCUUCCAGGCUGUCAGGAAUAGCACCUCACAAGCCACAGGGUGGAGUUUGGAACCAUUAUGAGUGUUAUCAAAAAAAGUCUCUUCCUGACAAAAGGCAAAAAAAUGCAUCGCUGAGGGCCUGUGAGGGAAAGUCAGCCUGAAUACGAAGAGCUGGAAGUUAGAGACCCAAGAGUCAGACCCUUCCCAGACUGAGAAACCCAGCCUUGGGCUUCCUGGGGACCCGGAUGGUGCUCAGGCACACACUCCCUUCAGUCACCAGAUGUAGUCUGCUGCAGAGAGCCGUAGGGUAGGGUUGGUAGGCUUGCCACCCACCCUUGAAUGCACAGCUCUGGCACGCACACUGCUGGGAGCCCUGCAGUGCCAGAUCUCACAGGAGCAUGGAGAGUGAGUUCUGUGCUGGUGACUGGUGGCCUCUGCAUCAGCUACCUGACUUUACAGAGACUCCAAAGAAACCUGGGGCAAGUCUGUCGCUGCUGCCCCAGAGGCCUGAACUACCGCAGAGGGCAUUGUUAAGGGGCCUCUUCAGUCCACGUUGCUUUUACAAUGGAAGUGUGGUUCCAUUUACUUCAUCCCCAUGAAUACUGACUCCUGGCCCUUGGGCAGCAGUCAGGAGUCUCCAGGUUCUGGGAAUUUGUGUAUUUACACAAUGGGGCCCCAGUCCUCCUCAGGGCUCCUGAUCCAGCCCAUCAUCCAUGUAUGGACAGCAAGCAGGAAGCUGAAGAGCAGAGACCACUGUGAGCAUCUGGGCCAGUGUAACAGAUGAAGAUCUUUCUCGAAUGUUUUAUAAGGCAUGGGUCUUGUGUCUCUGAAACUCCAUGUUGGAAAAGCUUUGAGUUCAGUCAAUACCCAAGUAUGUGGCUUAAGCUCUAGGCCUGCGUGCUGUGUCAUUCCAUGGAAGCCUCUGUCCCACGCUGAUCGCAGCGGGGAUUCCUCAGCCUCUUCCCUAGGGCCCGAGCUCCAGUGGUCAAAGCUGAGGGACAGACAUGCCAAAUAAGGAAAAAAGAUCUCUGCUCUCUUAGGGAUGGGAGAGUGUGCCUUUAAAUUUCAUGUGCCUGAGAACCUGUACUGACAAAAGCUGGAGACACUGACAGUCUCGCUUAGAGCAAGCAAGUGCUUCUAGGGGACAGGAGUUUCCUUUGGAACUAGAAAGUUGGCCAGUGGUGGCAAUGGUUCGCUCCAGUCAGCUCUCCCAGCCUCGCCUUGUUCUGCAGGGCCCUGAAUGUCACAGAAGAUACUUGGGAGUCUGGAAGGAAAGUGAAAGAUGUGGGGCCAAGGGAGUGAGAGGCAGGUUAAUAGUUUUGUUGCUAUGGAAACUUUGGGGCACUGAGAACGUAUACUAAAAACUCAGAAAGAAACUCAAACUUAUUCCAGUCUAACUGGGCCUAUAAAGAAGAGGAGAGUGGUGUAUUCUCUGGGGACCAUGCUGUUGAGGAAAUUAUUCCUUGGACUAAUUUAUAUGGCCUCCAAAUUAUAAAAAUGGUCAUGGUUGCCCUGAGCAAGGCCAGUAAUGCUUGUUUCUACCCAUGAGCAGGACAGCCAGCCCCAUAAGAUGUUGUAUAAACUGGAUUGCAAACUAGAACUCCGCUCAACCUGCACUGUUGCUAGAAAUAAAGUAUGUAGCGUGAA
This is a messenger RNA of Mesocricetus auratus (golden hamster), 7787 nucleotides long. RefSeq names its product zinc finger and BTB domain containing 40 (gene Zbtb40). Gene Ontology annotation, cellular component: nucleus. Gene Ontology annotation, biological process: regulation of transcription by RNA polymerase II. The record is from RefSeq and is a predicted model, not a curated record. Gene Ontology annotation, molecular function: protein binding; RNA polymerase II cis-regulatory region sequence-specific DNA binding; DNA-binding transcription factor activity, RNA polymerase II-specific. Lineage: Eukaryota; Metazoa; Chordata; Mammalia; Rodentia; Cricetidae. The transcript is spliced from 19 exons. The coding region runs from base 658 to 4422 and encodes 1254 amino acids.